Suricata suricatta (meerkat) is the source of this 3950-nucleotide messenger RNA. RefSeq names its product eukaryotic translation initiation factor 5 (gene EIF5). The record is from RefSeq and is a predicted model, not a curated record. Gene Ontology annotation, molecular function: eukaryotic initiation factor eIF2 binding; GDP-dissociation inhibitor activity; translation initiation factor activity. The coding region runs from base 570 to 1862 and encodes 430 amino acids. Gene Ontology annotation, cellular component: cytosol. Gene Ontology annotation, biological process: translational initiation; formation of cytoplasmic translation initiation complex; formation of translation preinitiation complex. NCBI's taxonomy places the organism in Eukaryota, Metazoa, Chordata, Mammalia, Carnivora, Herpestidae. The transcript has 10 exons.
GUCCGCCGCUUUCGGUCUCGGAGGGGGCGGGGGCGGGAACCCGCGAAGGUUCUCCUGGCGCCGGGCUGGGUUUGCCGGGCAGAGGCCCUGCGUUGGGUCUCGGCAGCUGCUGGAACUCGGCGGCCGCGCGGAAGCCGACCUCUGACAGGCCGGGCUGUGCGGGGCGGCGGCUCCCGGCCCUUCUCCCGCCGAGUCCGGAUGGAGGCCCGUCCCGCCGCUGCAGGUGCUCUGUGUUCGAUGGGGCCGCCGGCUGCUGCUCGCGUGAACUUGGGGGGCUCGGCGGAGCAGGAUUAGGCGGCCGGAGUCCUCCCGCGGGAAGCCCAUUAAACGCCGAGGCGGGGGGUUGUGUUCUCUUUUUCAGAGCUGUUGCGCAGCCAUUGGUACCUGUAUUGGGGAAACAUAGCAUACAAGCAAGAAGCUUACAGCCUCAGUGGCGAAAAUUUUUUCAUGUCAGAGACCGAGAACUCUUGCAGUCGUUUAUGUCAUCCCUUCUUCUCCAGACAGAAGAUACCAAAAAGUUGCAAUCAAAGAUCUCUUCAUUUUAUUGAUAAAGCCACUAAUAAGCCAAAAUGUCUGUCAAUGUCAACCGCAGUGUGUCAGACCAGUUCUAUCGCUACAAGAUGCCCCGUCUGAUUGCCAAGGUUGAGGGCAAAGGAAAUGGUAUCAAGACAGUUAUAGUCAACAUGGUUGACGUUGCAAAGGCGCUUAAUCGGCCUCCAACGUAUCCCACCAAAUAUUUUGGUUGUGAGCUGGGAGCACAGACCCAGUUUGAUGUUAAGAAUGACCGUUACAUUGUCAAUGGAUCUCAUGAGGCGAAUAAGCUGCAAGACAUGUUGGAUGGAUUCAUUAAAAAAUUUGUUCUCUGUCCUGAGUGUGAGAAUCCUGAAACAGAUCUGCAUGUCAAUCCAAAGAAGCAAACAAUAGGUAACUCCUGUAAAGCCUGUGGCUAUCGAGGCAUGCUUGACACACAUCAUAAACUCUGCACGUUCAUUCUCAAAAACCCACCUGAGAAUAGUGACAGUGGUACAGGGAAGAAAGAAAAGGAAAAGAAAAACAGGAAGGGAAAAGACAAGGAAAAUGGUUCCAUGUCCAGCAGUGAGACCCCACCACCACCACCACCAAAUGAGAUCAGUCCUCCUCCACAUGCUGUGGAAGAAGAGGAGGAUGAUGAUUGGGGGGAGGAUACAACUGAGGAAGCUCAAAGACGCAGAAUGGAUGAAAUCAGUGACCAUGCGAAAGUUCUGACCCUCAGUGAUGAUUUGGAAAGGACUGUUGAAGAGCGGGUCAAUAUCCUGUUUGACUUUGUUAAGAAAAAGAAAGAAGAAGGUAUUAUUGACUCAUCCGACAAAGAAAUUGUUGCUGAAGCAGAAAGAUUGGAUGUAAAAGCCAUGGGCCCUCUUGUUUUGACUGAAGUUCUUUUUAAUGAGAAGAUUAGAGAACAAAUUAAGAAAUACAGACGCCAUUUCCUACGAUUUUGUCACAACAACAAAAAAGCUCAGCGGUACCUUCUUCAUGGUUUGGAGUGUGUAGUAGCAAUGCAUCAAGCUCAGCUCAUUUCCAAGAUUCCCCAUAUCUUAAAGGAGAUGUACGAUGCAGAUCUGUUGGAAGAAGAAGUCAUCAUCAGCUGGUCAGAAAAGGCCUCUAAGAAAUAUGUCUCAAAAGACCUUGCCAAAGAGAUUCGUGUCAAGGCAGAACCAUUUAUAAAAUGGUUGAAGGAAGCAGAGGAGGAAUCUUCUGGGGGUGAAGAAGAUGAUGAAGAUGAGAAUAUUGAGGUGGUGUAUUCGAAGACUGCCAGUGUCCCUAAAGUUGAAGCUGUGAAGUCUGACAACAAGGAUGAUGACAUUGAUAUUGAUGCCAUUUAAAGGGGUGGGUGCAGCCCAGCUUAACAGUGUAAUGCUGCAAAUCUUUCUGCAUCAUCAGCCAGAAGUGCAACAUGUAUGUGCAAAAGCUAAAAUGGCUUAACAUCAUGCUACACUUUCUACUAAAAACGUAUUGCUGUGAGUGGUCUGUAAUUAAGCCCAACAAGACAUCUAGGGAGUCCAUACACCUAUCAGUGAGCAGAUACAGUUUGCUUAUUUAUAGCAUGUUUCUUUUUGAAAAAUUAGUGGUGGACACAUUUGGAUCACAUUUAUACAGUUAAAUAAAGAUUUGAUUUUGGUCAUUCUUAAGAUUUUGGCUCUGAAUGACUUAAGCUGAAAUGGCUCCUCCUUAAAAUACCGCACCAUCAUGAACCUGGUGGGAUUCUCGGAGCCUGUUAGUGCUGAGACUGCAAAGCCGUCUUCGGCUGAAUGUCAACAUGAGCUUCUAAUUGUCCUCAUCAGCCACUGAGAAAUAAGUACUUAAAGUGUUCAGUCCUUCCAGUUGGCAUCUGGUAAUGUACACUCUUCCCAUGCCAAGGUGGACUGAUAAUUAAAUGGCAGUGUGACAUCUUUAUCUUACUGAGAAGUAAAAAUGACCUGAGUGUCCUAUAAAUAAUUUUAAGAGCAGGUUUUGAAACUUGAAUUGUGUUUUUUCAGUUCGUGUAUAUUUACCCCAAAUUGUAGUCUUUGGAGUCAUGUGCACGCUGGAUGAGCCAGGGGAAUGAUUACAUUAACAAAUAAGCGUUGUAUGUGUAUGUAGCUGUUGCUUUAUACUGAGAAAAUUCUGCAACUAAGGUGAUGAUAUAGUAAGCUAUGACUUUAUUGGGGGGAAGCAGGAAAAGGUGCACUUAAUCUCUAGCAAAAACUGAGCAUAAUUUUUCAACUCUUAUUAGGGUUUAAUUACAUUUUCAAAUGUUUAGGCAUACUGUAUCUUUUGUUCAUUGUGGAUUUUCUCCUGAUAAUAUGGUUUGUUUGAUGCCUUUACAUGUAGAUACUUAAUAGCUUGUGCUUUUUAUAGGUUUUGGUUGCUCUCUUGCCAAAAUAAGUGUUACUGUGUCUCAAACUUGAUUUUUUUGCCCCCAAAAUGUUUUAUUUAAACACAAGCUAAAAGCAUACUUCCAGUUAAAGUCUAUAUUUUGGUGUACGACUUAAAGUGUUUUUUAUUUCAUGUUGAAUAUAGCCAGACACCCAAGAAGUCUGAUGAUGGCAACAGAAUGCAGGUUUCUAGGGCCUGACCCAGCGCAUCCUGAGGUUUAGAUUUGGAAAGAACUUGCUGGUGAAUUUUUUGCUUGCUUAGCUCAUCGAAACUCAUUUCAUAAGGGUUAUGGCUGUCUGAGAAAUCCUCUUAGGGGAGAAACUUGUUCCGUUUCCUCCUUUCCACAAAGUACACUAGGAAUCAAAAAUCCAAAGGGUUAAUUUUGCUGGGGGCACUGUCUUAUAUCUCUUUUGUCCGUGAUCUGUCUUCACAGAUUAUAAUGAGAGUUUAAUAAAUGUAUCUUAAGAAUUUUUCACAUUGGAAAUUAGACAAACAUUUGAUAUAAUAAAAUCUUGUUAGCUUGAUAUUUUAAGGAAGUAAAAUCAAGUAAUCUAUCUUAAAGACCUGCAAAUUGGUCUCUGCCUUUCAGUCAAUAUUGAUGAGUGAAGCAGAAGCACCUACCUGGCAGGAAUGUUGCUUUGUCAUACCAAAGCAAUGAAAUCUCUGCAAAUUUGCAUCUCACCUGGGUUACAGUUCUUUGCCAGAGGUGAAUUUGCUUUCAUUAUCUGAAAUUCUAUAGGAGAUAGUGGUGACUUAGGCCAAGUUGCAGUCAGCAUACCCAAUGUCAAGCUAAUAGGGUUUUGUUAUGGAGCUUUUCCCCUCACCUCUUUUAAUCUGAAAGAAAACCUGUUCAGGCUUCUAAACACUAAGAAAAUUUUGGCUGAGACAGUGUUCAGUCUGGUGCCAAAUUUACAGUGGAAUUCAAAUCCAUGUAAUGAAAGUUUUACCCAUAGGGGCUAUCUUAAUAAAUUAAUCCUUGCUUUGAUCUAUUCAAUAGUCUUAAAUUUUCCUGUUUCAAACAGCUACAAUACUUGAUUAAAACAAUGUUGAAAUUA